This is a messenger RNA of Diceros bicornis minor, 2259 nucleotides long. It is a transcript of the gene FAM20A, whose product is annotated as FAM20A golgi associated secretory pathway pseudokinase. NCBI's taxonomy places the organism in Eukaryota, Metazoa, Chordata, Mammalia, Perissodactyla, Rhinocerotidae. Gene Ontology annotation, molecular function: protein serine/threonine kinase activator activity. The transcript is spliced from 11 exons. The record is from RefSeq and is a predicted model, not a curated record. Gene Ontology annotation, cellular component: Golgi apparatus. The coding region runs from base 26 to 1651 and encodes 541 amino acids.
GCCCUCCCGGGUCCCCGGCGAGGCCAUGCCCGGGCUGCGCCGGGACCGCCUGCUGACCCUGCUGCUGCUGGGCGCGCUGCUCUCCGCAGACCUCUACUUCCACCUCUGGCCCCAGGUGCAGCGCCAGCUGCGGCCCCGGGAGCAGCGGCGGGGCUGCCCGUGCGCCAGCCGCGCCUCCUCCCGGGCCCCGGACUCCGCCGCAGCCUCCUCGGACCCCCACGCGGCCGCGCACAACUUUUCCCGAGGCGGGCCCCCGGCCGAGCAGGACGGCGGCGGCCGCAGCGGCCCGCGCUCCAAGCUGCAGGCCCUCUUCGCCCACCCGCUGUACAAAGUCCCGGAGGAGCCGCCUCUCCUCGGGCCCGACGACGUGCUCCUGGCCAGCCAGGAGGCGCUGCGGUAUUACCGGAGGAAGGUGGCCCGCUGGAACAGACGACAAAAGGUGUACAAGGAGCAGCUGAACCUCACUUCUUUGGACCGCCCACUGCAUCUCCAGUUAGAGGCUAGCUGGGUCCAGUUCCACCUGGGGAUCAACCGCCACGGGCUAUACUCCCGGUCCAGUCCUGUCGUCAGCAAACUCCUCCACGACAUGAGUCAUUUUCCCACCAUCAGCGCUGAUUACAGUCAGGACGAGAAAGCCUUGCUUGGGGCGUGUGACUGCAGCCAGAUUGUGAAACCCAGUGGGGUCCACCUCAAGCUGGUUCUGCGGUUCUCGGACUUCGGGAAGGCCAUGUUCAAACCCAUGAGACAGCAGCGAGAUGAAGAGACGCCUGUGGACUUCUUCUAUUUCAUUGACUUUCAGAGACACAACGCUGAGAUUGCCGCUUUCCAUCUGGACAGGAUUCUGGACUUUCGACGGGUGCCACCAACAGUGGGGAGGCUAGUCAACGUGACCAAGGAAAUCCUGGAGGUCACCAAGAAUGAAAUCCUGCAGAGCGUUUUCUUUGUCUCUCCAGCCAACAACGUGUGCUUCUUUGCCAAGUGUCCAUACAUGUGCAAGACGGAAUAUGCUGUCUGUGGCAACCCGCACCUGCUAGAGGGUUCCCUCUCCGCGUACCUGCCAUCCCUCAACCUGGCCCCCAGGCUGUCUGUGCCCAACCCCUGGAUCCGCUCCUACUCGCUGGCAGGAAAAGAGGAGUGGGAGGUCAAUCCACUUUACUGCGACACAGUGAAACAGAUCUACCCGUACAACAGCAGCAACCGGCUCCUCAACAUCAUCGACAUGGCCAUCUUCGACUUCUUGAUAGGAAAUAUGGACCGUCACCAUUAUGAGAUGUUCACCAAAUUUGGGGAUGAUGGGUUCCUUAUUCACCUUGACAAUGCCAGAGGGUUUGGACGACACUCCCAUGACGAAGUUUCCAUCCUCGCGCCGCUGUCCCAGUGCUGCAGGAUAAAAAAGAAAACGCUUUUGCACCUGCAGCUGCUGGCCCAGGCCGACUACAGACUCAGUGAUGUUAUGCGGGAGUCACUGCUGGAAGAUCAGCUCACCCCUGUCCUCACAGAGCCCCACCUCCUUGCCCUGGAUCGGAGACUCCAAAUCAUCCUCAAGACAGUGGAGGGUUGCAUAGAGGUCCAUGGAGAGCACAGUGUCAUAGCCAAUGGCCCAGCAGAACAGUCGGCCCCAGACUCUGGCCAGGCUAACUUGACAAGCUAGGGGCUGGACAAGUCCAAGCUCCAGGAAGCUACACCUGGAGCCAGCAGCAGACUCUCGAGGGUGAACCUCACUCAUGUCCCCCAUCAAUGCUGCAGGUUCUGAGUCAUGAGCUCAGACAGCAGGGAGGACACUGGGAUGAUUCUAGAAGAGCAAAAGAAAUGGGAUCCACUGAUCUUUCUUCCUUGGUGCACUGCAUCACCAGUGGACUGCCUUGGCUGCUUCUUUCCCAGACAGCACUGCUUCAUCAAGAACACAGAACAUCUCCUGAGCCCACUGGGAAAUCUGGAUAUGGGUCAGGUUUAGAAGCGUUGUUCCCAGAAGAGAGUAUUAACUGUAACAAAUAAAAGGACAUCAAGUGGAUACCUAACUGACCUCCAAAUCCUUAUUAUAUCUACAAGGAUAAUUCCCAAUCCAGAUAAACAUCUGGCAUAUCGCUAGCACAGAAAAAACCUAAAAAUGGUCUCAAACUGGUUCAAAGUAGAACUCACACUUCCUACUUAUAUUCCAAUCACUGUAGCCCAAUCUGAAUAAUUCCUACUGACUGGUCCUAAAGUAAUUUCUCAGAAAUAUUACAAGAGGUAAAAAAUAAUAUAAGCAUUUGCUCAAAA